CUCGUUUCUCUCGCGCUCUCUCUGGUCCUUUCUCUCUCUCGUCGCUGCCGGCGUUUCUGGAAGAUUCUGCUCGGUUCUGCGGAUCCAACCGAAUCUGCGCCCAUCCGAGCCGGAGCAGCGGCCCUGCGGCCCAACGCCUAACCCGAGAGAUUCCCGAGACCCUCCACUACAGCCUUUUAACCAGAUUAGGUCGAGAUGCCUGAAGCCGGCGCCGCGCCGAAGGGGAGCAGCGGGGGGAAGGCGAACGGAGGGGCGUAUGUGGACCGAGACAAGCCCGCGCAGAUCCGCUUCAGCAACAUCAGCGCCGGGAAAGCUGUCGCUGAUGCCAUCAGAACAAGUCUUGGCCCGAAGGGGAUGGACAAAAUGAUCCAGGAUGGGAAGGGAGAUGUCACCAUCACUAACGACGGAGCCACCAUUCUCAAACAGAUGCAGGUUCUGCACCCUGCAGCCAAAAUGCUGGUAGAGCUGUCCAAGGCUCAGGACAUUGAGGCUGGUGAUGGCACUACGUCUGUGGUGGUUAUUGCUGGAGCUCUUUUGGAUGCCUGUGCUAAGCUGCUACAGAAAGGCAUCCACCCGACCACCAUCUCUGAGUCGUUCCAGAAGGCAGUGGAUAAAGGUGUGGAGGUCCUUCAGUCCAUCAGUCGGCCUGUGGAGCUGAGUGACCGUGAGACUCUGCUGAACAGCGCCACCACAUCCCUGUGUUCAAAAGUGGUAUCGCAGUACUCCAGCCUGCUGGCUCCCAUGAGUGUGGACGCCGUGAUGAGGGUCAUCGACCCGGCCACUGCCACCAGCGUCGACCUCCGUGACAUCAACAUUGUCAAGAAGCUUGGAGGAACCAUAGAUGACUGUGAGCUGGUGGACGGCCUGGUUCUGACCCAGAGAGUGGUGAACUCUGGAGUCUCCCGCGUAGAGAAGGCCAAGAUCGGCCUCAUCCAGUUCUGCCUGUCCCCUCCAAAGACUGAUAUGGACAACCAGAUUGUGGUGUCGGACUACGCACAGAUGGACCGCGUGCUCCGGGAGGAGAGAGCUUACAUCCUCAACCUGGUUAAACAGAUUAAGAAGGCUGGCUGCAACGUCCUGCUUAUCCAGAAAUCCAUCCUGAGAGAUGCACUGAGCGAUCUGGCUCUUCACUUCCUGAAUAAGAUGAAGAUCAUGGUGGUGAAGGACAUUGAGAGGGAGGAGAUCGAGUUCAUCUGCAAGACUAUUGGCACCAAGCCCAUCGCCCACAUUGACCAGUUUACUCCGGAAAUGCUGGGUUCAGCCGAGCUGGUCGAGGAGGUCAGCCUGGACGGCUCAGGCAAGCUGGUGAAGAUCACAGGUUGUGCCAGUCCAGGUAAAACAGUGAGCAUUGUGGUGCGCGGCUCCAAUAAGCUGGUGAUCGAGGAGGCAGAGCGCUCCAUCCACGAUGCUCUCUGCGUGAUCCGCUGUCUCGUGAAGAAAAGGGCUCUGAUUGCAGGCGGUGGGGCUCCUGAGAUUGAGCUGGCGCUGCGGCUGGCGGAGUACGCCCGUACGCUGGGUGGUAUGGAAGCAUACUGUGUACGUGCCUACGCUGACGCUCUGGAGGUCAUCCCCUCCACGCUGGCCGAGAACGCCGGCCUCAGCCCCAUCUCCACUGUGACUGAACUCCGCAACAGGCACGCCCAGGGCGAGAAGACAGCCGGCAUCAAUGUCCGCAAGGGUGGAAUCUCUAACAUUUUGGAGGAGCUGGUGGUUCAGCCUCUGCUGGUCUCCAUCAGUGCUCUCACCCUCGCCACGGAAACGGUCCGCAGCAUCCUCAAGAUCGACGACGUUGUCAACACACGAUAAGAUGUGUUUGCACUGAAGGGAACCGGAGCACUCCUGCUGUGAAGCGCGCUGCCGAAGGAUGUGGGGACCUCACGAACACCUCGCCAAGACCAACUGUUCAAGAGCUGUCUGUAGAUGUUACGUUGCGUAAUUUAAUAAAGCCAUUUUUUUGUUGGACUCAUCA
Colossoma macropomum (tambaqui) is the source of this 1969-nucleotide messenger RNA. It is a transcript of the gene cct4, whose product is annotated as chaperonin containing TCP1, subunit 4 (delta). Gene Ontology annotation, cellular component: chaperonin-containing T-complex. The coding region runs from base 196 to 1806 and encodes 536 amino acids. Gene Ontology annotation, molecular function: ATP binding; ATP hydrolysis activity; ATP-dependent protein folding chaperone. The record is from RefSeq and is a predicted model, not a curated record. Lineage: Eukaryota; Metazoa; Chordata; Actinopteri; Characiformes; Serrasalmidae. The transcript is spliced from 13 exons. Gene Ontology annotation, biological process: protein folding.